UUUUUAUAACUGUAGGUUUGUGAAAAAAGUUAACAUAAAAUAUUCGUAUUUACAUUUAAAUCGGCUAAUUAUUAAAAAUUUGAACUUGACAUGUAGAAUAUUUGAAUUAUAUUUUAAAUGAGAGUAACCCUCUUUUUAAUGAGCUGCCAGCCCUAAAAAUGUAGUUAAAAUUAUAUUUUUUUAAUGUAGUAAUGACGACAAAUGAGCUGCCAGCCCUAAAAAUUUAUUGGGAUGGUACAAUAUUAUCGACUCCGGGUGGAGUUGAUUAUGUUUCUGGUAAAUCAGAACUGGUUGAGCUGACGAGUGUAGUGAAUUUUGCACAACUACAAGUCGUAAUUAGAAGGGUAAUUGGGCUGAAGGAUGGUGACGAGAUAGUGAAGAUUUAUCUACGAGUGCCUCGGUUCGAUGAACAUGGAAGAUUUCAAAAAUAUGAUGGUUUUCCUAUGGAGACAGAUGUUCAUAUGCAAGCAAUGUGGCGUAAUGUUUCGCGGACGCCACAAAUGAGGGUACUUGAGUUUUAUAUUGUGUACAAUCCGUUAUCUCAAGUACGUGCGGAUGUAGACGACUCUGUGGAUGUAGACGAUUGUGCGGAUGUAGACGACUGUGCGGAUGUAGACGAUGGUGAUGAUUUUAGUGAUGAGGAUGAGGAAGAAGAACACUUCUACGGGGCCGUUGCUGAUGACAACGAGGAUGAUGAUGAUGAUGACAUCGGUGGUGAUAAUGGAGAUGGCACCCAUGGUGAGAAUGUCGGUGGUGGGUCGGAACAAAAUACAGAUCAUUUUGAGUCGCGCCUUCCUCAUGAGUACACGCAUCAGAAUGUUGACGACAUGUGUGUCAAUAUGAAUCUGUGGCCUAAAGAAAAUGCAAUAUGGGAAGCAGGCAAAGAGUUUGAAUUGGGGAUGGUUUUUAGUUCGAGGUAUGCUGUCCAGACAUGCGCGGCGAGUUAUCACAUUGCAGCUAAUAAAGAAUACAAGAGCAGUGUAACAAAUGGUAAAACAAUAGUUCUUGUGUGUGUGAACAAUGACACUUGCAAUUGGAGGUUGCGUGCGUCGCUUUUGAAAGGCGAGUCAGACUGGAUAAUAACAAGAUAUAACGGCCCCCACCAAUGCAGCGGCCAAUCAAUGAACCAAGACCAUCGCAAUUUAAGAGCGCGACAGAUAGCUGAACACAUCGACACGCAAUUGCAUCUGCAACGUGACAUUAGGAUUAAAACGCUUCAAGAGGGCAUUUUUCAAAAAUUGCGAGUUAGGCCCGGAUACAAAAAAACAUGGUAUGCCAAGGAAAAGGCCAUUGCAAACAGGUUCGGACAAUGGGACGACUCUUUCAAGGAGAUUUGCAAUUUUAUGACGAAUGUCACCGUUGCUAAUCCCAGGACAGUCUGGCAUGCUACCGGUACACCAAUUGAAAACAAUCCACAAUUCAGAACUUUCAAGCAUAUGUUUUGGACUUACGAGCCAGUGGUGAAGGGUUUUCAGUAUUGCAAGCCUGUGGUGUACAUCGACGGCACCCACACAUAUGGAAAAUACGAAAUGACUUUGUUGAUUGCUUCUGCAAUUGAAGGGAACAAUCACAUCAUGCCGAUAGCUUUUGCCAUUGUGAAGUCGGAAACUGCCGCAUCCUGGAGGUAUUUCAUGAGGAUGUUGAAGAGGUAUGUUUUGGGUGAGCGAAAGGUGUGUAUCAUAUCUGAUCGCGGCUCCGGUAUUAUGAGUGCCAUGGAGGGGCCUGAGUGGGCGGGUGAUACCCACAAGUGGUGUAUUAGACACCUAGUGAGCAACUUCCACAACGCCUUCAAGAAAAAAUAUCUCAAAAAGCUUGCUGAAAAAGUUGGACGCGCAUACCAAGAGCAUAAAAGAGAUCGGUACAUGUCAUUGAUAGAGGCGGAUUCACCUGAGGGUUAUGCGUAUCUUGACCGCCUUGAUGUUAGAAAAUGGAGCAUGAGUGGCGACACGUCUGGAAUGCGGCAUGGUGUGAUGACAACAAACUACGCUGAGUCGGUCAACGCGAUGUUAAAGAACAUUCGGGGGCUCCCUAUCACAGCCAUGUUGGAAGCAAUAUUUAUCAAGGUCAAUUCCGUAUUCAUUAAGCAUGUGAACGACUAUAAAAUGUGGUUGGCAUCCGGUUUCAUGUGGACUCCAGUCUGUGCACACAGAAUUGAGAAUUGGGAAAAUAAGUCAAAGACUCAUACGGCUUCACAGUUCAACGUGGCACAGAAGGUAUUCAAUGUCUUGACCCAGUGCGACAAUGUAAGACAAAAGGGUGGCAAUACACAGCAAGUUCGUCUACUGGACGGGACAUGCACCUGUGGAAAAUUUCAACAAUGGAAAAUUCCGUGCUCCCAUGCGAUAGCUGCCUGCAACCAAUAUGGAGAGAACUACCGUGACUACAUUUCAUGGUAUUACAAAUGCGAGUAUGGAAUCUUAGCGUGGAGCUCUGUUUCAUUUGAACCCUUAUGGAAUCGAAAUCGUUGGAUCAAUUCCGCUGAAAUUCCAUUUGUUCCUAACAGACAGUGGAUGAGGAAGAAGGGUAGGCCGGUUGAGAGUAGGCGUAGGAAUGAAAUAGACCAGACAUUUAGGGACAGGCGGAAUAGCAACUACUGUAGAAGAUGUCUUACAUAUGGUCAUAACCUUAGUUCAUGUCCUUUUAGAGUUCAGUGA
Mercurialis annua (annual mercury) is the source of this 2654-nucleotide messenger RNA. RefSeq lists its product as uncharacterized. The coding region runs from base 192 to 2654 and encodes 820 amino acids. The record is from RefSeq and is a predicted model, not a curated record. NCBI's taxonomy places the organism in Eukaryota, Viridiplantae, Streptophyta, Magnoliopsida, Malpighiales, Euphorbiaceae. Gene Ontology annotation, molecular function: zinc ion binding. The transcript has 3 exons.